Molecule: messenger RNA, 1737 nt
Organism: Solanum pennellii
Lineage: Eukaryota; Viridiplantae; Streptophyta; Magnoliopsida; Solanales; Solanaceae
Exons: 4
Coding region: 1-1737 (578 amino acids)
Source: RefSeq, a predicted model, not a curated record
AUGGUUGAGACUUCUGGCCAAACUUCCACAUCAGGAACAGGAGGGAACAUAAUCGAUGUUAGUAGCCCUCUCUACAUACAUCCUUCUGACAAUCCAAGCUUGAUUUUGGUUCCAGUAGCUUUUGAAGGAAUUGGUUAUCGAUCAUGGCGACGAGGUGUAAUGAGAUCAUUAUCUCUGAAGAAUAAAUUAGGAUUCAUUACUGGAGAGUUCAAACGCCCUUCUUCAACAUCUCCACAAUAUUGCCAAUGGGAGAGAUGUGAUAAUAUGGUAGUAUCUUGGAUCCUUAAUUCCCUUAGCAAAGAUAUUGCAGACAGUGUUGAGUAUGUUUCUGAUGCAGUAGAGUUAUGGAAAGAGUUAGAAGAUCGAUAUGAUCAAACGAAUGGUGCCAAAUUGUUUCAAAUCCAAAGGGAUAUCAAUGAUCUGAGUCAGGGAGUUCUUGAUGUCACUGUGUACUACACUAGGAUGAAGAAACUCUGGGAAGAAUUGAGCAAUCUGAGCAUCAAGAACCAGUGUAGUUGUGCUUGCAGCUGUGGAGGUAAAGAGAUUAUGCAUAAGGCUGAACAAGAUCGAAGGUUGAUCCAAUUUCUAAUGGGGCUUAAUGAAGUCUAUACUGUUAUUAGAGGUAGUAUUCUGAUGAUGAAUCCACUACCAUCCAUGGCUCAAGCUUUUGCAUUACUUGUACAAGAAGAGAAGCAAAGGGAGUUUAAGCCACACAGUCAAAUGUUUGCUGAAGGAAGUUCAAUGAAUUCAUCCAUACGUGUUGGUUCAUCUAAUCCAUCAGGUGGAAGGUCAAAUUCUGCUAAUGCUAGUUCAUCAAACUCAACAGGAGGAAGAGUAUUCAGAACAAAUUAUGCACCAAGCAAUUAUCCUGCAAACAAUAGGCCUAGACCUUUCUGUGAACAUUGCAAGAGAUCAGGGCAUAUCAUUGAUAAAUGUUACAAGUUACAUGGUUAUCCCAAUCAAAAUAACUCUUCUAGUGGACAAGGUGUUAAUCAGCAAAGAUACAAUAAUGUUCAGAACCAAAGGGUACAAACCAAUUACAAUGCAAGUAAUAAAUACACUAGAGGUAAAGGAGUGGCAGCUAAUGUUUUUGCAGAUUCAUCAAUGGGAAAAACUGAUGCUCAUACAGCCUGUAGUGCUAAUCUCACCAAUGAGCAAUGUGGUCAGCUUAUUAACCUGUUACAGCACCUUCAAUUAGAGCAAUCUGAAGGUGUAGAUUCUGAGGAGCAAGUAACUUGUGGAGCUGCAAACUUCGCAGGUAUGAUAGCUUGCAACUCAUCUAUUGAUUUUGAUAAACUGUCGUGUGGAUGUCUCAAAUCAAGGACUGAUUUAUGGAUACUAGAUUCAGGAGCUACACAUCACAUGACCUUUAACAUCAACCAUCUCUCACAUAUUACUAACCUACCAUAUCCUCUUUUAGUUAAAUUACCAAAUGGAUACAAAGUUAAGGUGACUAAAGUUGGAGAUGUUAGAAUCAAUGACAUGAUCACAUUGUUCAGAGGCCCUUCAAUGAAGAGGCCUCUGGAGAUUGGUAGAGAACAAGAUGGAUUAUACUUCCUUUGCUCAGACUGUUUAAAAAAGAAAAAAGACAGUCCAUUCACUUCACAGAAUGCUGAAUCUGCUGUAAUGGACACAAUUCCUAGUACCACAAAUAAUGUAGUUUCUGAUUCUGUACCUCUUUUAUCUCAUGAUUCUUCCUUUUACUUGCAAUAUUUGCCCUAUGGCCAGGCAGACUAG